GCCCCGGAUGCGUAGGGUCACCGCGGCAGAUAGUGAUAACGCGUGUCGUCGUUUGAUGAGCCCGUCCACGCGCAUACUCUCCGGGCGAUCGCGACCGAGAGUGAGAGAGAGUCCGAGGGAUGGAAGUGGUGGUGGGAAGCAGCGGCGGCCCUAAACCCGGCCGAUGGUCUCUCCAAGGCAUGACGGCUCUCGUCACCGGCGGCACCAGAGGAAUCGGACACGCGGUGGUGGAGGAACUGGCCGGGUUCGGGGCGACGGUGCACACGUGCUCCCGGAAAGAAGGGGAGCUGAGCGAGUGUUUGAAGAAAUGGGAGGCCCAGGGGCUCCGCGUCACCGGCUCUGUCUGCGACGUUUCCAUCCCCGACCGGCGCGAGGACCUCAUGCGCGAAGUCUCCUCUCUUUUCGACGGCAAGCUCAACAUCCUGAUAAAUAAUGCUGGGACAAAUAUAAGGAAAAAGGCUGUUGAAUAUACUGCAGAGGAAUACUCAUCCAUUAUGGCCACCAACCUUGAGUCUGCUUUCCAUUUGUGCCAGCUUGCACAUCCCUUUUUAAAAGCAGCAGGGAGGGGAAGUAUAGUCUUCAUCUCUUCUGUCGCUGGUGUCGUAGCUGUACCUAGUGGAACCAUUUAUGCAGCGACUAAAGGAGCAAUUAAUCAAUUGACAAAGAAUUUCGCAUGUGAAUGGGCAAAAGACAAUAUUCGAACCAACUGUGUUGCACCAUGGUACAUCAGGACUUCACUUGUUGAAAAUGUGAUCAAACAAGAGGAAUUUAUGGAAAGGUUGGUGGAUCGAACCCCUCUUGGGCGAGUGGGAGAGCCAGAGGAAGUAUCAUCUUUGGUGGCAUUUCUUUGCCUACCUGCUGCUUCUUACAUAAGUGGGCAGGUCAUCUGUGUUGAUGGAGGAAUGUCUGUAAAUGGUUUUUUCCCAGCAAACUAUUAAAGAACACCUAGUUUCCUUGGACGCCGUAGCAUGGUUUAUUAUGUUCCUUUAUCAAUAACUUUGCAACUGUUUGUAAUGGAAGUGUGGCAAAUUUUAACAGUAUUAAAGAGCUCCCAGCAGGUUUUUCGGGUGGUUAAAUA
Molecule: messenger RNA, 1078 nt
Organism: Elaeis guineensis (African oil palm)
Lineage: Eukaryota; Viridiplantae; Streptophyta; Magnoliopsida; Arecales; Arecaceae
Product: tropinone reductase homolog At5g06060
Molecular function (GO): oxidoreductase activity
Source: RefSeq, a predicted model, not a curated record